Lindgomyces ingoldianus is the source of this 498-nucleotide messenger RNA. RefSeq lists its product as uncharacterized. Lineage: Eukaryota; Fungi; Ascomycota; Dothideomycetes; Pleosporales; Lindgomycetaceae. Gene Ontology annotation, cellular component: membrane. Bases 1 to 498 code for a protein of 165 amino acids. The record is from RefSeq and is a predicted model, not a curated record. The transcript is spliced from 3 exons.
AUGAUUGUCUCACGCAUGGUAUCCAUGUUCCUUCGCUUUGGCGAGCUGGUUUGCGCCGCCGUCGUCCUCGGCAUCGUUUCCCAUUUCCUCCAUCAAUAUGACCAUUUCGGAGUCGGCCCGUUGGGUCGCGAGAUCUACACCUGCGUCAUUUCUUCACUCUCAGUCCUAUUCUCGUUCCUAUGGUUGAUCCCUUCGACCAGCAGCUUCCUUCACUAUCCAUUUGAUCUGUUAUUAUCGGCGGCUUGGUUCGCUGCUUUUGGUGCCUUGGUCAACUGGAUUGAUAGGGUUAACUGCGGUGGCAUUUGGAACUGGGGUGGUAUUACUGCUCGUGGAUCUUACUGCGGUCAAUGGAAAGCUGCCGAGGCCUUCAGUUUUAUCGCAGCUUGCUUCUGGUUUUCCUCGUUCCUCUUGGGCGUCUAUGUGUACCAUAAGCUUUCACGCGAUCCUGUUGCUACUGAUGGAACUCGCCGCCGCCGCUGGCACCGUUCCCGUGUCUAG